AUGGAUGGCACGGGCUUCGUUGGCCCUCGAAUCGAAAUCUCAGAGCGUUUGCCGGAACUUGGUGCAGAUAUCCAGCUGGACUGGGAUCAGAAGGCCAAGCUGCCGGCAUCGGCUGGUGUUGUGCAGGAGCUUUUCCAGCAGCAGGAAGUGAAGCUGGCAGCGACUAUUGAAGUUGGUUUCAAGCAGCUUCAGGACCUCCUCGCAGAGAGCAAGUCCCAAAACGGACUGCAAGCUUUGCAGCCAACUACGAAAAGGAAAAAGCGUCAAAGGGCAUCUGGCGAAUCCACGGUUUCGAAAUCUGACUCGGGCAGCAACGGCUCUGAGGCUUCCGCCGCCGUUGCUGAAAGCCCGAACAAAAACCGCACUAGCCUUCUCAACCUGGAGAGCUUGGAGGUGCCUGCACGUUCAAUCUGGUCCGUGGACUGCUGCUCCUGGCUCCCUUCCGAGGAGAAUCCUCCGACGAAUCGUCUUAGCCGCAUCGCACAGAAGAUGGUGAGCUCGUGGAUGUUCGAAACGUUCUUUGCUGGCGUGAUCAUGACCAACUCUAUCUUCAUCGCUGUUCAAGUGGAGCUCUCUGCCGCUCAACCAGGAAGACCUCCGGAUGGGGGGAUGUUCAUCGUCUCCACAUUCUAUAGUGUGCUGUUCACAAUAGAGCUUCUGAUACGACUGGCGGCUGUGGGCCCUCGACUCUACUGUGGCCAGGACUGGGCUUGGACCUUGCUGGACACACUCGUGGUCGCUACGAGCGUGUUCGAAUUCAUCGUGGAACUACCGGUUCAACAGGAUGACGUGGACGACUCGCAAAGCCUAUUUGGCAACAUGCGCCUGCUGCGCAUUCUACGGAUUGCGAAGAUCACCCGAGCAGUGCGCAUCAUCAGGCUGGUGAAGUUCGUGAGGGCUCUCAGGUCGCUGCUCUUCUGCAUCGGAAAAACCCUCAAGGCCAUGGCAUGGUCGGCAGCACUUCUCGUACUAAUCAUCUUCUUGUUCGGCCUGGUUUUCACUGACAUCACCACAGAGUACUUCGCAAAUCCUGAGCUGCAUUGGAACCCGGUGACUACAGACUUUCUUCGUCUUCGCUUCAGCUCGCUGGAGCUCUCCAUGCACACCCUGUUCGCCUCCAUUACGGGAGGCUUCACAUGGGUGGAAGCUCGCGAUGCCUUUGCUGAGCUUAGCUUUGUUUGGGGCCCCCCGGCACACAUUGACCAAGAAAAUGCCAAGCGCAGCAGUCAUCCGCGGCCCUUCUCCAUCCUCAUUGAUACCAUGCCCACAAUGUUCGGGUGCCUUGCAUGUUGA
Molecule: messenger RNA, 1293 nt
Organism: Symbiodinium necroappetens
Lineage: Eukaryota; Dinophyceae; Suessiales; Symbiodiniaceae
Source: the annotation of a GenBank genome assembly